This is a messenger RNA of Tachysurus fulvidraco (yellow catfish), 4961 nucleotides long. It is a transcript of the gene sap130a, whose product is annotated as Sin3A-associated protein a. The record is from RefSeq and is a predicted model, not a curated record. The transcript is spliced from 21 exons. Gene Ontology annotation, biological process: negative regulation of transcription by RNA polymerase II. Lineage: Eukaryota; Metazoa; Chordata; Actinopteri; Siluriformes; Bagridae. Gene Ontology annotation, cellular component: Sin3-type complex. Bases 334 to 3789 code for a protein of 1151 amino acids.
UCAAGAAGAAAGUUUAAAAGUGAAGAAUGAUGCGUCAGGAGCAAUGGUGCUCAGUGACUGGUCUCAACACUGAUGUAUCUGCACUGGAGAAGUUCAAAAUGUUCAAGUUCAAAACAUUCACUUGUGUUCAAAAAGUCAGUAGAUUGUUGCUAGGAUCUCCUUUUUUCAUUAAAGAGGUUUAAAAAUUAAUCGAAUAUAGUGGCAAGUUCUCUAAUUUGGUAGCACUGGAUGGACUAACAGGUGUGUGUGAGAGAACCAUCACUGGGACAACAUUGUACAGAUUCCAUAAUUGGUACCAGAACAGCUUCAGUUCAUUUUCAGAUUCAACAUUGUAUGGAUUCCAUAAUGGGUACCAGAACAGUUUCAGUUCAUUUUCAGAUUCAACAUUGUAUGGAUUCCAUAAUGGGUACCAGAACAGUUUCAGUUCAUUUUCAGAUUCAACAUUGUAUGGAUUCCAUAAUGGGUACCAGAACAGUUUCAGUUCAUUUUCAGAUUCAACAUUGUAUGGAUUCCAUAAUGGGUACCAGAACAGUUUCAGUUCAUUUUCAGAUUCAACAUGCUGAAUAUGGAAAAUCCUCUUAUCCAGGUUUUGGAGGUAAAAUGAGUUCUCAGCAGUUUCCACGGGCACCCUUGCCUCCUACAGGAGUGGGACAAGGCCCAGCACCUGCUGGCAACAGCACCCUCAUUCCUGGAGGCCAACCAGGUGGAGAAGAAGGCACCAGAGAUGCAGACCACCCUCAGGACCCUCUGCCUAGUGGCAGAUUGUCUGGAGCAGCUUUGCAGUUUCGUGAUGAUAAACAGGAGACAGUAGUGGUUAGGCCCUAUCCUCAAGUGCAGACUUUGAGCCAAACUCCAGCUUUGGCGCAACACAUGUCUAUCCAGCCGAGUGCCACAGUCACUGUAGCUGCACCACCAGCUCAGUUGGCCCCUGGCCAGCAGCCUCCCUUUACUGAUGGAGCAAUCAAGGCUGGCCUAAAACCUGGUAUGCCCAGUCGACUUAUUGCACCAGCUCCAGCUACUAGUCAAGGGCACCUUCCCGGCCCAGCAAAGGUCCCUGGUCAUAUUACUGUUACUCUAGAAAGCAGUAUGGCUCCAGCCUCCAUCCCUGUGGCAACCAUCAGCGGUCAGCAGGGACAGGGUAAUGUGCACCACUUGACCGCUGUGCAGAUUAUUAGAGGCAACACACCUGCACUGCAGAUCAGCUCUCCUACUGCUUCCCCUCACACUUUCACCUCCCACCUGCCCAGAGGUGCAGCUGCUGCAGCCGUGAUGUCGAGCACUAAAGGCCCUACUGUACUGAGACCUGCGUGUGGAGCAAAUGCAGCGCCUGGUCAACCUGCAGCUGUACAGCACAUCAACCACCAGUCCAUUUCGUCUCGACCUGUAGCCACCACCUCCACCGCUGUGCUGCCUACUGUGGUUGCCCCCAUUUCAACAGCCAGAACCCAGUCUCCUGUUAUCAGCCCUCCAGUUACACACACUGCAGAAAUAAUGUAUGGGCGUGCAGGGCUUACAAUCCAUCCUGUUCCUCCUCCUGCCACCAUCAGUAUCCAGAGGCCUCCAACGCCAAGAGAAACUGCACGCAUCACACUGCCUUCCCAUCCAGCUAUGGGAGCUCAAAAAGCCCAGCCUGCACACACCAUGACACAGAAGUCUAUUUUCAGCACUGUGGCUCCAGUUGCUGCAGCAACGGUUGCCCCGAUCCUAGCUACCAAUACAGUGCCAUCAACUGCCACCACAGGUUCUGCACCUCAUACCCAGAUGAGCAGCAGUACAAUAGUCACUAUGACGAUGACUUCCCACUCUUCACAUGCAACGGCUGUAACAAGCUCUACAAUUCCUGUUGCUAAAGUCGUUCCUCAACCGAUUGCCCACACUUCCCCUCGGAUCCAACCUGAAUAUUCCGGGGAAAGAACAAACCUGAUCUCCAUCUCUGGCCACCGCUCGUCCCCAAACCCUGUCACUAUGGAGGCCCGCAGUGACAAUAGACCCACUGUGCCUGUCCAGUUUCAGUACUUUUUACCCACGAACCCACCAUACGCCUAUCCACUCACUCAUACCUAUACACCAAUCACUAGCUCUGUUUCCACCAUCCGACCCUAUCCAGUCACAGCACAGGCUCCAAGCUCGGCAAUUCCUGCUCAAGCUGGUGUGGGUGUGGCCACCACUGUGCAUUUAAAUCCCAUGCAGCUAAUGGCUGUGGAUCGCAUCGGCCUGCAGUCAGCUCAGAUCAGUACUCAAAAUAUCCAGGCAGCUUCCAUGACUCCACAGGGUAUUCAACCUGCACCAAUUGGAGUACAAGGUCUGCAUGCCACAGCACCAAUCAGUACGCAGGGGAUUCAGCAGGCACCAGUCACCACACAACAGCCACAGGCAGAGUCAAAACAAUCAACAGGUGUAGUUCUGGCUGAGAGCACUGCAUUUGUGACCAACCCAAUUGGCAGUACAUUCAGCCCUACACAGCCUGUCACCACUAUAGUUCAGACUCACCCCCAGGGGACAAGCACAGGUGCCCCCACGCAAGUCUCUUCACCCAGACCCAGCAUCCUCCGCAAGAAACCUGUGAAUGAGGGGGCUGUGCGUAAAACUUUGAUCCAGGCGCAGUCGAGCGAGCCUAGUACUGCAAGAGUGGAUAGUGGCGUGCGACUUGCUGGAUCCCCACGACCAGCGGGAGUGAAGCCCAAGCCUGACAUUCAUGUUGCCAUGACGCCUCCAGUGAUGGCCACCGUGGAGGCCCUGCCAACUCAUGGUGGUGAACAACAGCCCCUCUCCUCUCCAGCUCAGCACCUAUCACAGGCUAUUCCUGCUCUUCUUGCCCCACCCAUACCUCCACCUCCCUCUCAGUCUGCAGCAGUUCUGUCUGCCCUCCCUGCAGCCAUGGCCAUAACGCCUCCUGUUCCUGCCUCUAUGGCCAAUGCUGUCUCCUCUCCCACUCAGCCAGCAGCCAGUAGCACAGCAGCGCUUAGCUCCACCCUCCCGGAGAUCAAAGUAAAACAGGAGGCGGAGUCAAUGGACACCUCACAGCCAGCUCUUUCCAUCCCCUCGUCGACAGCCCCAGCCUCCAUUUUCUCUCCUCAGGCCUCAGGCCUCACAGUGCCCCCUCAACCCGGAGAUCUUCUUCUGCCUGGUGCAUCGCCACGAAAGAAACCACGCAAACAGCAGCACGUUAUUUCAAACGAAGAGGGAGAGAUGAUGGAGACCAACAGCACAGACGAAGAGAGGGCCAGCAGCAGAACUCCAGGGAGUAAAACAGAGAGACCAGAGUCACCUCCCAGGGAAUAUGUGGAUGAAGAGGGUGUACGGUAUGUGCCUGUGCGUCCCAGACCCCCAAUCACGCUCCUGCGUCAUUACAGAAACCCCUGGAAAGCUGCAUACCAUCACUUCCAGAGAUACAGUGACAUCCGCGUUAAAGAGGAGAAAAAGAAUUCUCUCCAAGACGUGGCCAAUCAGAGAGGGGUUGCAUGCCGUGCACAGGGAUGGAAGGUACACUUGUGUGCGGCGCAGCUUAAGCAGCUGACAAGCCUAGAGCAUGACGUGUACAGCCGCCUCAUUACGCUCCAGGAAGGACUCAUCCCAAAGAAGAGAGCAGGAGCUGAUGAUGACCUGCAUCGUAUCAACGAGCUCAUCCAGGGUAACAUGCAGCGCUGUAAGCUCGUGAUGGAUCAGGUGACUGAGGCAAGAGACACCAUGAUGAAAGUUCUGGACCAUAAAGACAGAGUCCUCAAGUUACUCAACAAAAACGGCACAGUCAAGAAGAGCUCCAAGUUAAAGCGCAAAGAUCGGACCUAGAAAAAACGGGAGCAGAUUUUCUCCAUCAUCUCUGUCUUUUUAUCUGUUUAUGCACCUGUAAGGUCAAAUGAAAAAAUCUCGGUUCAGUGUUUGGACCAUGUCAUGGUUUUUCAGGUUGCUGUGCACAAUCACACAUAUGAUCUAAAUAUAUGUUCUACCAUCUACAUUAGACUGAGCAGAGAAAGCAGGUUGUAAGCUCUCUGUAUCCCUGGACCCUGUGUCAGUCCCAACCACUUAAACUCCACAGGAACUGCUGCUUAUUGAGGAUUUGUGUCUCCUUAGUUCAAGAUUAAACAGCCCACUUACUCCAACUAACAUUUUUCUUUCAUUUUCCCAAAAAGGAAAUUCUUAGUUUAGUGUUUUAAAAUGAACAUUAAGUUGCCUUAAGUUUAAGUUUUCUCUUCAUAGAUUGUCAUCGUUGUAGUAUUGGUCAUAGAGAGCCUAAGAAAUCCGCACAUGCAUAAUUUCUCUGUCAUGUCAUGAAGUGAAAAUCAUGACUCCGAGAGAGACUACGUACCUCUUCAUUUUAAUUUCUAAGCCGACUGAAGGAAAGUGUGUACAGGUGUAAAACAUGGUAUGCAGCACACACACACACUAGAGCACAGUGUGUAUACAAUCCAAGUUUCAGUGCCUUCUAUCAUGAGUGUAACGGUGGAAUUUGUCUUGUUUGCAUUCAACACACUCGAGGAAGCAUUUAUAGAUCAGUUAUGAAAAAAAGACCCCAAAUUUCCCCAGUAUAUUUCAGCCUCACUCUCCCUCAUUCGUUAGCAUUUCGUUCUGUAUUUUGUUUAUCAUCGAGUUAGUGGAUGCGCUAAAGAGAUCCGCAGUGCUGAAGACCAGUUGAGGAUGGCACAUUGAGGACGAGUAUGUACUUGAAAGAAACAGUAUAAUUGUGUAUUAAGAAUGUGUGGAUCAUUUUACAUUUUCAACCUCAGAAAAAGAUAGUUGUAUAAAAGCGAUUGACUUGCUGUUUACUGUAAGUCUGUUUUUGUGUUUGAUAAAACUGUUUUUGUGCCCUUUUAAUGUGGCUCUUCUUUUACAGAUAUAAAGUACAUGUUGUGGCUAUUUCUUAGUUAAAUAAAUAAUUUGGACUCUUUUGUACAUUUUGUUUUUCUCUUUUGUUAUCUGUAUACUAUGUGCUAUUGCAGUAAAAGAAACUAUGUACAAUUCUA